Molecule: messenger RNA, 1081 nt
Organism: Paraphaeosphaeria sporulosa
Lineage: Eukaryota; Fungi; Ascomycota; Dothideomycetes; Pleosporales; Didymosphaeriaceae
Exons: 2
Coding region: 353-916 (187 amino acids)
Biological process (GO): regulation of transcription by RNA polymerase II
Molecular function (GO): DNA-binding transcription factor activity; RNA polymerase II cis-regulatory region sequence-specific DNA binding
Source: RefSeq, a predicted model, not a curated record
GCGUCGUUAUCAUGUGAAACUAUGCUAUUCCAGAUUACAAGAUUGUGAAAGUUGAUCUCUUCCGCCUAUGACCUGAGGAUCUUGGUCACCUUGGUUUCUGAACUCUGUAUACAAAAUUUGGUGAAGCCGAGUGCUCAAGCCUUGUUCACCUGGAUCAACUGUCUUGCUGACUUCUAUAAAACCCACCGCCCUCCGCCUCUAAUUCCUCCCCCGAUAGACUCCGGAUCUUGACCACACUCUCUGCUACCACCAGCCUAAUGCUUGACAACUCCAUGACCGUCAGCACCCCCGACGCCGACCUCUCUAAGUCACCUUCCGAUUCCUAUAUACACGAACCUUGCAUGCAUCAAAUAUGUCUUUUUCAACCAAGGUUAAAGCUCAGUGUAAGCUAUACCCACCAGAUGUUGCGAAGCUCUUGCUGAUAUCUGUCCAGUCGCUGCUCAACCCUCCGAGUCCGGCCAGGAGGCAUCCAACACCAAGGGUAACUCCAAGUCCGCCGACACCACCGCCAAAUCCAGAGGAAGUAACGCCAACGCCAACGCCAACGCCAGCGCCAGCGGCUACAACUCCCAGCAAGUCCACCCAGGCCACCACUGGUGCUGGCGACGACGGUGACGACUCUGAUAGCGAGGAGAAAGGCUUCAUCUGCCCGCACUGCGGCAAAGUCUACGCGCAGGAACACAACAUGAAGCGCCAUAUGCGGGACAACCACGGCACUGGCGAAAAGCCGCAUACCUGUCCUGCCUGCUCACACCGCUCGCAGCGCAAAGACAACCUUAAAAAGCACAUGAAGGCAGCUCAUGGCAGCGAGUGGGGCCAGCGUCUGUACGACGCGGUGAAUGACGUGCUCGCCGAGGAGGAGGGUCAGGGCUCCGGUACGGGGGACGACGAGGGCGAGGAUGGUGACGAUGAAUAGGAUGACUAGAAGUAUCCGCUGGAUACAAUCAUGCCUGUGGGAACUAUGGAGGAAGUUUUGGCAUUCAUGACAAUUAAUGGAGUCUUGACCAAGGUUCGCCUGGUUGGGUCUGAGCAAGCUACGGGAUAGACAUUAACAGUCUAUGAUACAACAGAAAUGAUAGAG